UAGAUAAAAUUAUUGUAUUAGUAAUUUAUCUAUGAACUGUUCUUUUACUAUUAUUUUCUAUCCCAAAAAAAGUAGUUUUAUACGGGAAUAUCUAAUAUUAGUGAAUGUGAUUUGUGAUUUGCAUUUUCAAGGGAUAAUUAACAUGUUAGAGUUAUAAUAAUCACAAAUUAUUGAAAUUGGCAGAUCUACAUAUUCAAUAUUUCCACUUAUUAGGAGUGUAUUAUUUUGAGAAGAGAGGCAGGAGUUAAUUUGAUUUGAGAAAUGGCUUGUAACGAGGCAGUUCUGAAAUUUUUGGAAUAUCAUAACCGCCCAUAUUCUGCAAAUGAUAUCCAGAGUGGAGUAAAAGGUGAUUUUGGAAAAUCUGCUGUUAUGAAAGCACUGGUUUUUUUGGUUCAAAAAGGAAAAAUACUUGAGAAAACAUAUGGAAAGCAAAAGAUAUACUGCAUAAUUCAAAAUGCUAUCGAAUCAUCUUCAGAUUUGCAAGAGCGACUUUUAGAAUUGGAUAGAGAUAUAAACGAGAAAACUUUGCAGCUAAAAGAGCUUCGUGACGAAUGUAAAAGGAAAACGAAGUUAGUAUCAGACAUAAAAGGAAAAGUCAGUCUAACCUCUGCAUUAUAUAGAAAAGUAAAUCUCGAAAAAGAAAUCGAGAAUAUUGAGAACAUGUUAAAGGGAUAUAGUGAUUGUGAACUUAUUUGUUCGCAGAAAAAGCAAGAAGUUUCAAAAGAAUUUGAGAAAUAUUUGAAGGAAAUGAAAAAGAGAAGGCGGAUUGGUCUCGAUAUUUUGAAUACAAUUCUAGAUAGUUAUCCAAAAACUAGAAAACAGUUGUGCGAAGAUAUUGGUAUUGAAACUGAUGAAGGUGCCGGAUUUUCAGUUGAUAAAUUCCAAUAAUUCUUAAGCGACUUGUGUUGACAUGAGAAUGUAGAUGAUAAUAAAUAUUAUAAUUUUGUGCUGUUAAAUAAGAAUUGUAAUUGUACUUCAAGUUGCCGCGUUAUUUGUAAUAAAUAUAAAAAAUAUGAAAUAGAUGUAAUGUGUCUAAUUUA
Molecule: messenger RNA, 1040 nt
Organism: Diorhabda sublineata
Lineage: Eukaryota; Metazoa; Arthropoda; Insecta; Coleoptera; Chrysomelidae
Product: homologous-pairing protein 2 homolog
Exons: 3
Coding region: 262-888 (208 amino acids)
Biological process (GO): meiotic strand invasion involved in reciprocal meiotic recombination; meiotic joint molecule formation; homologous chromosome pairing at meiosis
Cellular component (GO): condensed nuclear chromosome; DNA recombinase auxiliary factor complex
Molecular function (GO): double-stranded DNA binding; recombinase activator activity
Source: RefSeq, a predicted model, not a curated record